GGGCUCCAGACCAAGACAGAAUCGGGCACCAGGAGAAGGCAAAGAGGACCCAACUGGGUGUAUUGUGACAAAGGCCAGACCCCCAGGAUCUGCGUAGAGUGAGACAGCCAGGUGGGCCCCCACAACACCCCACAAUAUGGAUUAUAAGUCAGGCCUGAUCCAGGAUGGCAACCCCAUGGAGAACUUGGAGAAGCAGCUGAUCUGCCCCAUCUGCCUGGAGAUGUUUACCAAGCCGGUGGUCAUCUUGCCGUGCCAGCACAACCUCUGCCGGAAGUGUGCCAACGACAUCUUCCAGGCUGCAAAUCCAUACUGGACCAACCGGGGCGGCUCGAUGUCCACGUCUGGAGGCCGGUUCCGCUGCCCCUCCUGCCGCCACGAGGUGAUCAUGGAUCGUCACGGCGUGUACGGUCUACAGAGGAAUCUGCUGGUGGAGAACAUCAUUGACAUCUAUAAGCAGGAGUGUUCCAGUCGGCCCCUGCAGAAGGGCAGCCACCCCAUGUGCAAGGAACACGAAGAUGAGAAAAUCAACAUCUACUGUCUCACGUGUGAGGUGCCCACAUGCUCCAUGUGCAAGGUGUUUGGGGCCCACAAGGCCUGUGAGGUGGCCCCGCUGCAGAACGUCUUCCAGGGACAAAAGACUGAACUGAGUAACUGUAUCUCCAUGCUGGUGGCGGGGAAUGACCGUGUGCAGACCAUCAUCACUCAGCUGGAGGAUUCCUGUCGAGUGACCAAGGAGAACAGUCACCAGGUGAAGGAAACGCUGAGCCAGAAGUUUGACGUCCUGUACGCUAUCCUGGACGAGAAGAAGAGUGAGCUGCUGCAGCGGAUCACUCAAGAGCAGGAGGAGAAGCUCAGCUUCAUCGAGGCCCUCAUCCAGCAGUACCAGGAGCAGCUUGAAAAGUCCACGAAGCUUGUGGAGACGGCCAUCCAGUCCCUGGAUGAGCCUGGUGGGGCCACCUUCCUCUUGCUGUUCAGAGGCUGCAGUGGGAAGACAGAGCCAGGCUUUGAAAACAUGGACUACUUCACUUUGGACUUGGAAUACAUAGCGGAUACCCUGAGGGCCAUUGACUUUGGGACAGAUGAGGAAGAGGAAGAGUUAAUUGAAGAAGAUCAGGAAGAGGAAGAGUCCACAGAGGGGAAGGAAGAAGGUCACCAGGACUCCUUAGCUGGAUGAAUGAGAGACCCUCCAGAUGCAGAGAGACUGGGGAGGGUGGGGGUGGGCCCGGCUGCCUUGGUGACAGGCCCAGGGUGGGAGGGGUCGGGGCCCUUGGAGGGGCAAUGGGAAGGUGUGUCUUCUCUCUGCUCAGAGAGCAGGGACUAGAGUAGGACCCCACUGCUGUGUCCAGCAGCCACUGAACCAGAGUUGGAAACAUGCUUGAAACAAUCACACAGGACACUUUUCUACGUUGGUGCAAAAUGGAAUAUUUUGUACAUUUUUAAAAUGUGAUUUUUGUAUAUACUUGUAUAUGUAUGCCAACUUGGUGCUUUUUGUAAAGGAAUUUUUGUAUGAUAAUGCCAGACCAUUGUGUCACUGGCGACUGUCAGAAAGAGGGGAAGGAAGCCAGGCUGAUACAGCUGCCCACUUCCUUUCCUGGGUGGGAGGACUGGGUAGCACCCACAGGCCUAGAAAGGGAUGAUGUACUGUAUUUCAGUGCCUGUCCCCGACACAUGGGCUGGUAACUGGGUUUGUUAUAUGUUGUUUUAAUAAAUGCACAAUGCUCUCUUCUUGUUAUUCAAAGGA
Microcebus murinus (gray mouse lemur) is the source of this 1741-nucleotide messenger RNA. The record is from RefSeq and is a predicted model, not a curated record. Lineage: Eukaryota; Metazoa; Chordata; Mammalia; Primates; Cheirogaleidae.